GAACCAGACAGGCACAGACAAUACUGAAGGGGGAUUAUUCACAGUACCGGGAAAACUGAUAAACAGCUUCAAAGGUGUGAGGUUAAAGUGGCCAGUUAUAUACUUCUUUUUUAUUAAUUUAUUUGCAUUUAUUUUGUUUUUACAGAGACAAACAUUGUUUCAGAGACAGAUAAUGCACUUAACGUGACAGUGACAGGAACAGAACAUACACAUCAAAACUAUUUUGAUUACAUCAAUUAUCCAUGACUACCUUAAGGCAAAGACGUGUUUACAGGUGCGGGUCAGACAGAGGAGAGAGCGUCUGGGUGUGGAACAAUGGCCGGGUUAGCUGACACCAUUGUGAUGCCGGCUCUGGGCCGCCCGUUCCAGCUGGGGAUGCUGUACGACUGCCGCAGUGACUCCCUCAUCCCAGGGAUCACGCUGUGGGACCUGGAACAGCUUCUCAAGGAUGUAAACACAAAACCACAACCCUGGGUGAACUGUGAGAUCAUCGCAUCCGACACCAUUGAAGAGAAGGCCAAUGCACUCAAUGUCACAGCCUCGCUGAAGGCCAGUUUCCUGGGGGGGUUGGUUGAAGUAAGUGGAUCUGCCAAAUACUUAAAUGAAACCAAAAAAUCCAAACAACAGGCCAGAGUUACUCUCCAGUACUCUGCCACAACAAAGUUUGAGCAACUAACUAUGAACCAUUUAGGAGCAAAGAAUGUCUCUUACCCUGCUGUGUUUGACCAAGGCACGGCCACCCAUGUAGUCACGGCUGUGCUGUACGGGGUUCAGGCUUUCUUCGUGUUUGACCGAGAAGUUUCUUCUUCUGAGAAAGUACGUGAGAUAGAGGGAAAGCUCCAGAUUGUGAUGAAAAAGAUAUCCAUGGAAGAGGAAGGAGCUGUCAAAAUGGAUGAAAAGGAAAAAUUAAAUGCUGAAAAUAUUAACUGCAAGUUCCAUGGUGAUUUUGCACUUGAGAAAAAUCCAACUAAUUUCCAAGAUGCCAUGAAAAUUUAUUCCACUCUCCCAAAGCUGCUGGGUGACAGUGGGGAGAAGGCCGUACCAGUGAGAGUCUGGCUGUACCCACUGACCAAGCUGGAUUCCAGAGCUGCUCGGCUGGUGCGUGAGAUCAGUUUAUCACUGAUUUCUGAUGCUCAGACUGCUAUGGAGGAACUGGCAGAAAUAAACAUGCGAUGCAAUGACAUGAUGAAGAAUCCAAUUGCCACAAGCUUCCCCGAAAUCAAGCUGAAAAUCGAGCAAUUCAGAGAUCUGUGUAAGAAACACAGACAGACUUUCCAGAAACAGCUAGCAGGACUCUUACCAUUAAUCCGUGGAGGUGGAAAAGAGGAAGGGGCUCUGAAGGAUAUUUUAUUGUGUAAAAACCAGUCACCGUUCAAUACCCAGCAACUCAGUGAAUUUCUGGAUACAAAGGAGAAAGAGAUGAAUUAUGUCAAUUCCUACCUUAGGAUCCUAAGCAAUGUAGAAGUGGUGUCCUCCCAGAGUAAACUAGAUGAAAUAGUACUUGACCCUGAGCGUGACUUCAUCGUCUCCUUUACAUUCACCUCACUGCAUGAAGAGGAGCCAUAUUUAUCCGAUUUAAAACAAUGGCUUCAGAACCAGUUUAUAAAGGAAACUCAUGAUCCUGCAUCAGCCAGUUCUGUUACUGAGAAACCAAAAUCCAAAGUUUGGUUUGAGGAAAAAGAAAUAUAUCAAAAAGCUCGAAAAUCUUCCAAGUCCCUUUCACAUUUUGUCAGUGUCAACAAACCUAACAGGAAGACUCGGUUCAUUGUGGCCUCUGUUCCAGACAAGGACAAUCCAGGUGUUUCCAUUUACCUGUAUGAGGAGGGAGAGCUGAUCAGCACCAACUUUGAGCCUCCAUCAAAGCCUCUUCCUCCCCUGAUUGGUGGAAUCAGACAUGACCAUGUGCAGCUCACAUUUAACCCAACAGCCUAUGGCAGGGCUGCGUUAUCUGGCUAUCGGGCAGAGUACAGAAUUGUUGGGCAGGAGAACUGGACGGCUGUGAAUGUAAAUAACACACAAGUGACAUUCACAGUAACAAGACUACGUGCAAACACCGAGUACCAGUUCCGAUACGCUGCAGUGAGCAAACCAGGGCUCAGCGAAAGCAGCGACGGGAGUGAUCCUGUGAAGACUCUUCCUACCUGUCCUCCUGGGAAGCCGGAAAAAGCUACUGUGGAAUCAUCAGCCAUCGCUCUCACCUGGGAGAGUCCCAAUGUCAUUGGAGAUGGAGUCAGUAUAAGGGCAUAUAAGGUGGAAUAUAAAGAGGAAGCUGGAGGUGAGCAGAAAGAAAAAUGGCUGGAACGAAGGACAGGAGAUAGAACUGGAUCUUGUACCAUUGAUGGACUGAGGCCUGAGACACCCUACAGAUUCCGAGUGUCGGCUGUGUGUGCGGAUGGGACUGUGAGCGACCCAAGCGAGGAGGUUAUUGUUUCAACACAAACAAACAAAGACUCAAAUAAAUUAGCAAGCUCUUUCCGCAAAAACAGCAAGCUCAUAAAAGAAGAGCAGCUGUCAGUCUAUGCCCUUCCAUUAAAGAAGGUAGCAUUGGAUCCUAUGUCAUCUUAUGUGAAGUACAGACUUGGAGAAAAGACACAUCAGGUCCAUAAUAAAGUCAUUAUGGUGAUGGGAGCAACCGGAUCAGGGAAAACCACACUCAUCAAUGGGAUGAUCAACUAUAUCCUGGGUGUGCAGUGGGAAGAUGAAUUCAGAUUCAAACUAAUCCAUGAAAUUACAAACAGAAGCCAAGCCCAGAGCCAGACAUCUGAAGUGACUGCCUACGAGAUCAAUUACAAAGAGGGCUUCAAAGUCUCCUAUUCCCUGACUAUAAUAGACACCCCAGGAUUUGGUGAUACCAGAGGAAUUGAACAUGACAAAAAGUUAACUGAGCAGAUCCGAGCAUUUUUUUCCACUCCAAGGGCCAUUGAUCAGAUAGACACUGUCUGCUUUGUAGUUCCCUCCUUAGCUCGCUUGACACACGCCCAGAAGUAUGUGUUUGACUCAGUCCUCUCUAUCUUUGGGAAGGAUAUAAAAGACAAUAUACAAAUCCUGAUCACCUUCUCAGAUGGACAGACACCCCCUGUUCUACAGGCCAUUAAUGAGUCUGAGGUGCCUUGUUCUAAGGAUGUUCAGGGUGUCCCUGUUCAUUUCAAAUUCAACAACUCCGCACUGUUUGCCAACAAUGUUGGAGCUGGCAAGGACCAUUUGAAAUUUGAUGCAAUGUUCUGGGAAAUGGGAGCAAUCAGCAUGGAGACUUUUUUUAAGUCCUUAACAUCUUUAAAGACUAAAAGUUUAACAUUAACCCAGGAAGUUCUCUGGGAACGAAAGAAGCUUGAGGUUGCUGUGCAAGGGCUGCAGCCACAAAUCAAAGCUGGCCUGACAAAGCUAGAGGAGCUAAGACAGACUGAGCGAGCUCUGCAGCAGCACAGGGGUGAUAUGGAGGCCAAUAAAAACUUUGAGUAUGAGGUAGAACAAACAGUGGCAGUGAAAGAAGAUAUCAGUGGCACAGGUGUGUUUAUAACAAACUGCCAGGUGUGUCACUUCACAUGUCACGGUAAUUGUAUAUAUGCUAAUGAUAACGACAAGUACAAAUGUUGUGCUAUGAACGGUUCUGGAAAUUGCAGGAUUUGCCCUGGUAAAUGUGUGUGGAACAUUCACUUCAAUCAAAUGUACAAGUGGAGAUAUGAAGUCAAAAAAGAGAAAAAAACCUAUGCAGAGCUGCAGGAAAAGUACAAAAAGGCCUCUGAUGAGCUGAUGACUACAGAGAAGGUUAUCAAGAGGCUGUGUGAGGAAUACACUGAAGUAGCAGAGAUAGUGCUAGAGCUCAUUAAGAGAUCAUCUCUCAGCCUCCGACGCCUCCAAGAAAUUGCCUUAAAACCAAACCCACUGUCCACUCCAGAAUACAUUGACCUGAUGAUCAUGUCAGAAGAGCAGGAAGCGAAGUCUGGGUACCAGGAACGCAUAAAAUCGCUGAGGGAGGUGAGAGAACAGGCUGUGAUAAUAACCAAGAUCGCCAAAAACGAGGACUUGCUGCCAGCAGAGAUGGAAAAGUACAGGAAGCAUGAAACACAAGAGAGGGGAAUCAUGAAAAAAGGCGAGAAGAAUAAAAAAGCGUAUGAUAGGGUAAGAGAUUGGUGGUCUGAUGGAAAAUAGCCUACAGUGAAUCCCCUCACACCUGAAACAUGAAAGCCUGUAAAACAAGCACAUUUUUCAGCUUUUAUUCAGGAAUGGGGACUUCUGCUAUUUUUACAUUCCAGCUGUAUAGAUAUUUGGAAAAUGGAUCUUUAUGUCAUAGAUUUUAAAGCCAGAAGUGCCCAUUAGAUCAGGAGUUCUCAAACUUUCUUUUUUUAAACUGGCCCACCCCUUGAAAAUAUUCCAGGCUGUGAUGACUCCUCCCCCCACCCCACCCCACCCCAUCCCACCCCGAAAAAAGUGGUACUCAUCACUGAAACCAGCUGCCACUGCUCACUGACCACCCAGCUCUGAAAGCAGCACUGCCUCCUGUCAUAGUAUUCUUUCCUCAAUCUGAACCUUAGCGUCCAAA
Molecule: messenger RNA, 4540 nt
Organism: Chelonoidis abingdonii (Abingdon island giant tortoise)
Lineage: Eukaryota; Metazoa; Chordata; Testudines; Testudinidae
Source: RefSeq, a predicted model, not a curated record